This is a messenger RNA of Prorocentrum cordatum, 738 nucleotides long. Lineage: Eukaryota; Dinophyceae; Prorocentrales; Prorocentraceae. The record is from the annotation of a GenBank genome assembly.
AUGUGCAAAAUUUCCGCUCUCGUUUUGGAGGACGACGUUGACGGCUCCGAGGUUUCGACUGACCUCGGGAGCGACGCGCAGGGGUCGCUCGAACGCCAGGCGGGCGAUCGAAGCCAGCCCGCACCGCCGCAGGCGUGCGAGAACCUCGUGAUCUUCGAAUGGGACGACACCCUCUUCCCCACCACCUGGCUCGGAGAGCAGGGCCUCCUCGACGAGGACUGCGUGAUCACCCCGGCGCAGGACGCGCAGCUGGAGGCCCUCGCGGACCUGGCCGCCGUGACGCUCGAGACGGCGAAGAGGCGCGGCGGCGUGGCCAUCGUGACCAAUGCCGAGCAGGGCUGGGUGGAGAUGAGCUGCGAGGCGAUCAUGCCCUCCCUGCAGCCGCAUCUCGCGGGGGUCACGAUCGUCUCGGCGCGCUCGCGCCACGAGAGGCCCGGCUUCUUCGAGCCCACGAGGUGGAAGUGCCUCGCAUUCGAGGAGCUGGUGCGCGAGGUUUACGGCGCCGCCGACCCGUCAGGCGUGGCUGUGCGACGCAACAUUUCCUCGAUAGGCGAUUCUGAGUACGAGAUGGAGGCGUUGAAGUGGAUUGCGACCAGCACGGAUUGCCAUGCAAAAUGCUUGAAAUUAGUUCAGCAGCCUUGCCUUGAGAAGCUAAUGGAGCAGCACGAGCAGCUCGCUAGGAUUGUCGACGAGGUCGUCGACUACCAUGGCAACCUCGACUACAAGAUCGGCGUGUAA